CGGGAUGAAAACUCCCUCCGAGAGAGCCAUCGUAGUAAUCAAUGGGGUAUCAGUUUAUUGGGAAGUUACAGACACUGGCUUUUUAGGGGUGAAAAGCAGUCGUUGCACCUUCUGUUAAAAAUAAAUAAAUACAUUGCUUUUACGAACAGAAAGAUAAAAUAAAAGCGUGUAUGAUGCUCUGAAGACGUUGGAUGCUUCGUGCUCCCGUAAUGCUUUAAACGAUCCCACCUGGCUGGGGGCUUUUCUCGUUCGCUCCGCUCCCCUGGGAAAAGCGGCUCCGUUUCCCUCUCAGUCGCGAAAUAAAGCCGGUUUUGCGGCCUCACCGAGACGGGAUGCAGUGCUUCCUUUUAAUUUUAAAGAAAGGAAAGCAGUGAAGACUGGAGUAGAGAGAUAAGCAGCAACAUGGCAGCCCGUGCAGAAGACUACCUUGAAUCACUGCUCAUUGAUGCCUUUAAGGGGAAGGGGUACCAGAAGAUAAGUGACCUGCUGCGAGAGAAAGAAUCAGACUCGCUGCAGAAGUACAGCGAGUCUCUCUUAAGCCAGCUCGACAAAGCACUGAGAAGGGAGCUGGACAGGAAUGACUUCCACAAUGUGUCCCUGCUGCUCAAGUGUAUCCAGCUCUACUUCAAGAGUGAUCUCGAACAGGGGACAAGCUUGUUCAUUGAGCAAGGACUUGUAGAAAAGAUGGUAUCUUGGUUUGAAAGAGCAAGAGCGUUUGUGAUCCUCAUUGACCCAACUGAAAAUAGUUUUUUGAUGGUACUUCUGGAAGACUUCUUUGACUCUGCAUUGGUGAUUUGCAAGUGCAGUAGUGAAGGGAAGAAGCAGCUGGUGAACUUGUUUCUACCUGAGCUAGGGCGUCUGGUGACAGAAGCAGGCAUUUGCUGUGCUCUGCGGCAGGAGGCUUUGAGGACUCUCAACUCCAUACUCGAUAGUGUCCCACGUGAGGGCAGAAAGAAACUCCAGUUGUCAGAGGAGAUGUGUUUCCUUACGAAGGAUCUUGCAAAAACGAUGCUGGAGGCUGGUGAUUAUGACCUUCAGGUUGCCCUUUCAGAAGCACUUUGUAGGCUAACGAUAAAAAAAUGGAGAGAUGACCUUGUUAACCACUGGUUUGAAGAUAAAUAUCUUGCUGAAGCUUUCAAAGAGAUCAAGGAUAAAGAAUUUGAGACGGACUGCAGGAAAUUUCUUAACCAACUAAAUGAAAGGCUUGGGGAUAAAAGAAGAGUCUAUUCAUUUCCUUGCCUGUCUGCUUUUGCUGAUGUGAACCAGGUGAAGAAGCCAUCUGACGAGAAGCUAGAGAAGUUCUGGAUUGACUUCAACACUGGCAGUCACAGUGUGACUUUCUACAUAGACAGUACCGAGGGUGUUCUUUGGGACUCUGUGAGGCUGCAGAAAGAAGCAGUCAGCUGUUACUGUCUGAAGGAGCAUGGUGGAGAAAAGGUAGUCAAAAUUUACAUGAAGAUACCCGCUACUCUUAACAAAACAGAAGCAACAAAAAUCAAGCUACAUUUCAGUGCUGAGUAUGAAAUCUUAAAUAUACUUAAAGAAGUCCUUGGAGAUGAAAAAAUGAUGACAAAUGUGGAUGAAGAGGAGUCCAUCCAUACUGAGAAGCAAACAAGGCAGGAUGAAGAAGUGACAUCUCAGUCCAGUGAUCUACAGAAGGGGAAAGAUCCUGAAAACGUGGACCCCACACCAGAAAACUUGCUCUCACAACACAAUGAGCAGUUAGCGGGCACUGUAGCACAGAAAACAUCUAACUCUGAUGUCACCAUGACUGCAGUGAACCAGCAGUCUGACCUGGAUGAAGCUGACCAAGGCUCAGUGAAAGCAGGCAAACAAAAAAGUUUACAAGUAGCUCCAGAGGGUGAAGCUGUAGUUUCCUUGCCUCCUUCAGCAAACAAGUCCAAAACACUAUCUCCAAGGAUGGAUGCUAAGCCUAGUGAGAAGCCUCAGGAAGACAAACCCAUGGAAGCAUCAACACCCAAGAAGGUCAGUACCUUGGAAAGGAGAACCAGAAUAAAAGGCUUGGUCAAGCAGAAGACUGGAGGCAGGAAGGACUCCUAUGACUUUGAGGUCUCAGACUCUGCGAGUCAUGAGCAGGUUUCUGAAGCCAAAGGGAAGGUUCUUGGCAAGAAAAAUUCUUCACAAAAUCAGAGUUAUAAGAAGCAUCUCUUCUCUGAAAGCAAUAAUGAAAAAACAAGCAACAGUGAGAGUGAAAAAAGCUGGAUCCUCAACUCCCAGAAAGAGCCUCUGCCAAAAUCUUUCAACUACACACGAAAAAGGCGCAGAGUGAGAAGAAAAUUAAAAGUACUUCCCGUGUCAUCCCCAAGCAGCAGCAAUGAAAACCAGGUGGAGGAGCAGGGAGCAGCAAGACAAAAAGAUAAAGUGUCAAGGAAAAAAAGCACAUCCACCUCCAAGGGCGACGAUUUACCUACAGUGGAUCUUUCUGGUGAGGUGCCAUCGGAGGAGCCCAAAAGCACAUGGCAGCCAUCGGACGUGCCUAUGGAGGAGCACUCUGGUGUAGAGGAGAAGGCUACACAGAAGUUUCACAAUGUGUCUGGUGAAGAGACAAGAGAAGAAGAAAGCUUUAAGCGGAAGGACUCAGAUGCAUUAAGUGGCACUGUUGUGAAGAAGCCCAGGUUUUUCAGUUGGGAAACAAAGCACUUGUCCUCCAAGUCUCCCUUUAAGUCAAAGAAACUUCUGGACUCAGUUGAGAAGGAAGAGGAGAUCAAAGAAGGUCAGGAAAUAGUUGAUGUGAAUGGUGCGUUUUUUCCCAAGAUACAGCAUGAAGAUAUUGGUGAUUCAGGAGUGAUUGCUGUAUUUGAAAGCUUUACCAACCAGCUAAAGCAACUGUUCUGGUCCAGGUACAAAGAGAUGGAGAUGUCUGCACAGAACACACUGAGGACUUCUGAGAGGAACGUUUCUGCUCUGCUGAAAGAGAUUCACCAGUGCAGACUGAACAAGCUGGAAACCUUCAAGAAGAUUGUUGUGGAGGAGCUUGCCAGCCUUGAGAAAGAUACUGAAAUCUUGAGGAACAUGGAGAAAGACGCUGUGGAUUUCUGGAGCACGCAGUUGCACAAACUGAAUUCUUUCUGCAACCAGCAGAAGAAAAGAAUUCAGUCUGUUGACUCAGCCCUGGGUGAGACAGCUGAGAGUUUUGCCAGUACAAUCGUGAACACCACACACAAUCCCUCAACGAAGGCUGCAGUAGAGAACAAUGUAUUUGUUGUUCCUUCUGACUAGCAGCCCUUUGAAUUCACUGGAGAUCCCAACGUUUGAAAAUGCCUGUGGAGAUGUUAGUCUAUUUUAAAUGGAAAGAAAAAUGAGGAGAGGGAAAGUAACAUUGAUAAUGAGCUUUUUUGUUGUUGUUUUGUUUAAAAACAGCAUAUGCUGGUUGAAUUGUUUGGUUUUGCCCUGUGUCCAAAACAUCGUUCCUGCGGAAUUGUAAGAUAGAUUCAUUAAAUAUCAAAGAAAUAGAAAAUGAAGUAUAGUGACUUAGCCAACAAACUGAUGCAUAUUGGCCACUCAGCUCUGGAUUGUAGAGAGGAAAGCAUGAAGGGAUCUACUGGAUGCUGGCUUCGUUCCUGAUGGCAUUCUGCAGACUAGAGGGCAAGAAACUUGGAGUGUUGCAGGUAUAAAGGCAAGUGAAACUGGAGGAAUUAUUUUUAAACCAGUAAUUUUUGUUUGCUGUACUUCGUACUCUCCUGGAAGCUAAUGUUAGAAUUAGAUAUGUAAAACCAGAGGUCUCUUGAAAAUGAGCAGCAGAUAAACUGUGUUAUUUAACAUCGUCCUUUCUUCCAGCAAGUUAGUUUCCUAAACUGCAGUUGCUCUUCACAAGCUGCAUUUAAUGCUGUGACAAACUUCACCCGUGCUGCUGCAUCUCAAUGAAUGCGUGGGAAUGUGGCAUGAUUCCAAGCUCUGUUCCUACCUACUUGCCUUGUAAAACAGACCUCAGAUUGCUGUGUGAGUUGGAGUCAAGGGAAUCUCCCCUGCAUGCGUUGUGCCUGCAUGGCAGAAGUCCAGCUCAGCCAGGGUUGUUUCAUCACUGACAGCCUUCAGGUAGCUGAGCCUGUUCCCUCUCAAAAAGACUGUGCAGUGUCAUGCCUGAAUUGAGAACUGUGAAAAUCCAGAACCACUGUUCUGCCUUCUGCUAUUUGUAAUGUGCGAAAGACUGGAGCUGCUCUUUUGUGACUGUUGGCCUCACCCUCAUUUAGUUGAGGGCUGUCCUUGGUUACCUGACUAUGCUGCAUUCUUCUGCUGCCCUGUAGGGUCUCUGCAGCAGUCACUGAAACUCCGCUUGUAACCUGUGACCCUGGACACAUGCCCCCCUCAUUUGAGACAGAUGUUGCCUUGGCUGGCUUAGGCUUGCUCACCUCCUCCUACAGCACGCUCAUUGCCCAAAGGGAAGGUUUCUCACUGGAAUCAGUGAGACAUGAGGGCUCUCUCUGACUUAGGGAUCCUUUUCUUUUUCCUCCUUAAACAAGAAUGGUUGGCCAUCCAUUUCUGAGAUGAUUUUUGGUGGUUUUACUGCUCUCCAAGUUGCAGCCAAGCAUUUAAGUCUUGUGAACACAAAGGAGUAGACCUUACAGUCCUGUUUUGCUACAUCUCCCCACUGUUGGUGGGUGGUGAUAGAAUACCCUUUUCGCAUCUCUUAUGACUGUAAAAAUAAAUAAAUAGGCACGUUUCUCAUGUAAUUAUCUGUGGUAAGGCAUUUAGAGGAAUAAACUGAUGUGUAGUAUAUUUCUUGUUGAAUCCCUGUGUAAUCUGAAUAAAAUGUUUGGAAGGUGUGUUAA
This is a messenger RNA of Numida meleagris (helmeted guineafowl), 4790 nucleotides long. It is a transcript of the gene SYCP2L, whose product is annotated as synaptonemal complex protein 2 like. The transcript is spliced from 35 exons. The record is from RefSeq and is a predicted model, not a curated record. Bases 403 to 3240 code for a protein of 945 amino acids. NCBI's taxonomy places the organism in Eukaryota, Metazoa, Chordata, Aves, Galliformes, Numididae.